ACACCAGAUGCACUGAUGACAAGGAAGAGACUCUGUUACUCCUUCCUAGCAGUGACAAAAGCACCUGAUGCUUCAGCCUAAUCUGGUCACCUGGGACUCAACGCACACACAUUGCCAUUAUGGCGUCUGACCAUCAUGCCCUGAGCGAGCAGGAGGAGCUACAGAGGCGAGCCAAUCAGGUGACAGAUGAAUCGCUGGAGAGUACACGCAGGAUGAUGCAGCUGGUGGAGGAGAGCAAAGAUGCCGGCAUUCGAGCGUUGGUCAUGUUGGAUGAACAAGGAGAGCAGUUAGAACGCAUCGAAGAGGGUUUGGAUCAAAUCAACUCGGACAUGAAGGAAGCUGAGAAGAACUUGACUGACUUGGGAAAGUGCUGCGGCCUCUGUGCUUGUGACAAACUCAAGGCCUUCGAAGAAAGCGGUGCCUACAAGGCGGUUUGGGGCGGAGCCUCCGGACAAGACGGCGUGGUGUCCAAUCAGCCGCCCUCAUCUCGAGUGGUGGACGAGAGGGAACAAAUGAUCAUGAGCGGCGGACACAUUCGAAGGGUGACCAACGAUGCCCGCGAGGACGAGAUGGAAGACAAUCUGGCUCACGUGGGCAGCAUCAUGGGGAAUCUGAAGAGCAUGGCGUUGGACAUGGGUAGUGAGAUUGAGACGCAGAAUAUCCAGAUGGAACGCAUCCAUGGGAAGGCCAUUCUCAACAUGUCGCGCAUCGAUGCCGCCAACCAGAAAGCUAACAACCUUAUGAAGCGGUAACAACUUUCCUCCAGCGAGCAACAAGUAUGGUCACACCUGGACGACUAAAGUGUAGACGCUUGUCAGCCCAGCUGAGGUGGAGCAACACAAAGAUGCUAGCUUGAUUUUAUGCUUGCCCUGACGGUAAGGUACGGUGGCACUCACAGCAAACACUUUGCAACGUCCAAACGUGGAAAUGAUCUGAAUCCAAAAAACACAUGCUAAGUAAAUAUCUACCACUGCACAUUUAUGAACAAAUUGACAUCUACCAUGACCCAUCCACUGUACAUGCAAACGAGCACGAUGGGACCCUCUGCUGGUGUACUGCGGUAUCGUCCACAGGAAUGACAGACAGUACAGUACUUUACUGUAUUUACUGUGAGAGCAACUCUGGCGACACCAAGCGGCCACAGACUGAAACUGCCCUUUGCUCGUCUCCAUCUUUACUGCGACUGAAUAGAAAAUGGAGGAGACGAUUGAAGAUGUCUGCUUGUAGCACUCAUUGCAUCACAAGCACAACAGAAAGAUAGCAAUGAUCCAAUAAACUAUACAGCGUGUUGUAUGUGUUGUGUGUGUGUGUCUGAUAGUCAUGAAGUGAAAUGAGUACCUUAAAAUGACUAGGAAUAAAAAUAAACGUGAGCACA
Messenger RNA from Doryrhamphus excisus (bluestripe pipefish), 1375 nucleotides. RefSeq names its product synaptosomal-associated protein 25. Gene Ontology annotation, biological process: synaptic vesicle fusion to presynaptic active zone membrane; synaptic vesicle priming; exocytosis. Gene Ontology annotation, cellular component: SNARE complex; plasma membrane. Gene Ontology annotation, molecular function: voltage-gated potassium channel activity; syntaxin-1 binding; SNAP receptor activity. The record is from RefSeq and is a predicted model, not a curated record. Lineage: Eukaryota; Metazoa; Chordata; Actinopteri; Syngnathiformes; Syngnathidae.